Messenger RNA from Clupea harengus (Atlantic herring), 5202 nucleotides. RefSeq names its product Wolfram syndrome 1a (wolframin) (gene wfs1a). NCBI's taxonomy places the organism in Eukaryota, Metazoa, Chordata, Actinopteri, Clupeiformes, Clupeidae. Gene Ontology annotation, cellular component: endoplasmic reticulum; endoplasmic reticulum membrane. Gene Ontology annotation, biological process: endoplasmic reticulum unfolded protein response; calcium ion homeostasis. The record is from RefSeq and is a predicted model, not a curated record. Gene Ontology annotation, molecular function: protein binding.
CACGUCUCCGAUUUCGCGAGCCAGUCGGGACAUGGACUUUCGCAAAUGUUUCAUCUACGUCUGGUAAUCAGUACAGGAAACAUUUGUUUUAUGUGGAUCAUUGCAAUUUUUCCAAAUUAAUCAACUGCGAUGGACCUGAACAACCCACCUCCAUCCUCACCUACGCCCCCUCUGGAAAAUGGAGCAUCAGUCAAUGAUACUGAUCCUCACAUCCCCAAAUCUUCCAAACCCCAACCCUUGCCCGUGUCAGCCAUCACACCACCUCCCCCUGAGAGUUCUGCCAAAUCCCUCUCCACCUCCAAAACUUCGACCACCACCUCCAUGUCCCCAGCAGCAUGCGCAGAUCCUCCAAGCACACUCCAAAACACCUCGCCUGCUUCUUCAGCCAAAUUAAUCAGCCCCUCUGCCACACCCACACCCACAGUCGGUGUCUCCCCAGGCUCCCUCAAAACACCUGAGAUCUCCACCACCCCCUCUAACACCAACACAGCGCCAUUGUGGAACACCACAGCGAUGCCUUUGAGUUCCUCAAAGCCCAGUGUUUCAUCACCAGCCUCUUCACCACCUGGUUCGGAACCUGCCUCUGCCACGACACAAAAUACCUCUAUUGCUCGCACUAGGAGCUUUAAAGACCUGGCUCAGAGGGUGAUUUUGCAAGUGAAGAUAAAGAAAGCUGACGAGGAACAGUCCUUUGAAGAAGAGGAAGAGGAGGAAGACUUGCCCUUUGAAGAGUUGGAGGAAAAGGCCAAGGGUGGCGAUGCUAAAGCUCAGUGCCAGCUGGGUAAGUACUACCUGAAGCUGGCCACGGAGAAAGACGAAGAAGUGAACAACCAGCUGGCUGUGGAGUGGCUGGUGCAGUCUGCCAAACUGGGCCGCAAGGAUGCGUCUAAGUAUCUGCAGCGCUGUUGGAUUCAGAGGAAAGGCAUCACUCCAGGGAAUGAAGUGGAGGUGCGGAAGCUGUCCACAGAGAGCAAGUUUGAGCAGGCGGUGAGGAGGGCGGCCAUGAUGAUGUUCCACAAGCUCAAUCCGGAUGGGAAGAAGACCGUUGGCAUGUCGGAGAUGCUUGACAAUGUCAAUCAAGUCCAUGCAGUGCCAGGCACAGUGUCCACCUCCGUCGACACACAAAGGAGAGUCUUGGAGAGCAUGGUUGGCACAGAAUCUGGACAGCUUGACCUAGACCAUUUUGUGGAAAUCACCAAGCAAUAUGCCCAGGGCAUUGCACCUGGCACCUCCCUGGACAGCAGCACCAAAAAGGCCGUGCCUGUUGAAACAGACGGGGGUCAAAAGGAUUCGCGUGAGUUAGUCCCCUCGAGCCGCAGCAUGCGGAGGACCAGCUGGGGCCGUGGCAUGAUGCUGGGCACCAAGCGCAGCGGAGCCUUUGGGAGAGCCAUUGACUUAAAAUCUCACUUUCUGGGCCUUCAGUACCCUCUGAAUGCCUUCAUGAGCAUGAAGGACCAGCUGAUUGACUGGGCCUCACGUGCUGGCGUCCAGUGGCUGAGCACCAUCAUCCCCACACAUCACGUCAACGCCCUCAUAUUCUUCUUCAUCAUCAGCAACCUCACCAUCGACCUGUUCGCCUUCGUCAUCCCUCUGCUCAUCUUCUACCUCUCCUUCAUAGCCAUGGCGAUCUGUACGCUUCGCAUCUUCCACUGCAGCAAGGGCUGGGCGAACUUCAGCGCUCUCACCACGCUGCUCACGCGCUUCGAGCCCACCCUGGAUGUGGAGCAGGCCGAGACCAACUUCGGCUGGAAUAACCUGGAGCAGUACUUCUACUUCAUGACGUCCGUCGUCUUUGUCAUCUUCACCUUCCCGGUGGCGGACAAGGGCUGGAUCCCGUGCUCUGAGCUGUCCACGGUGGCCAUCUUCUUCACCGUGCUCAGCUACAUGAGCCUCAGCCCCAAGGCUGCCACCUACGCGCGGAGAGCACUCAUCAUUGAGGUGGCGUCAUCUGCCUGCACCCUGACCAAACGGCUGCCCCACACGAUGGUCAUGGUACGCAUGCUGGGCAAGACCUUUGCCACCGUGCCUCUGGGUCCCUCAGUCGUGCUCAAACUCAGCCUGCCCUGUCUGCUCUACAUCUGCCUAUUCUACCAGUUUUUCAGAAUGGCGAGGAUGCGAGGCUUCAGUGGGACCUACUGCUUCCUGGUUCCCUAUCUGGUGUGCUUCAUGUGGUGGGAGUUCUCUGUAGUCCUGCUGCAGCAUUCAUCUGGCGUGGGCCUCAUUCGCACCUGUGUGGCCUACUUCCUCUUCCUGUUUGCCUUACCCCUCCUGGCCAUGGGCCUGGCGGCCAUGCUGCUUUUCCAGAUGGUGAAGUGGUUCCUGGCGCUGGAGCUGACCAAGAUGCUGGUGACUCUGGCCGUUUGUGCUGUCCCGGUCACCCUGCGCCUGUGGACCCGCUUCAGCCUGUCCAUACUGGACGUCUUCCGCUCCAUCACGCACCGCGGGCCCGUCAAGCUCAUCCUCAUCUGCAUCAGCACCGUGAUCCUGCUCUGUGCCAUGUACUUCUACAACGUUGAGGGGCAUAAGGUCUACAACUCCACGCUGACUUGGCAUCAGUAUGGCAAACACUGCGGGCCCCCGGCAUGGCAAGCUCGGGGCAUAGCACAGACGCAGAUCUGGUGCAGCCACCUGGAGGGGCACCGGGUCACCUGGACGGGUCGCUUCCGGCAGGUGCGAGUGGCCGACACCGAGAACGGGGCCCAGUCGGUCAUUAACCUGUUACCCGUGAUCAUUGGGGACUGGAUGCGCUGCCUGUACGGAGAGGUCUACCCAAAGUGUGAGCCAGUCAACACGACCGCCUCCGAAGCGAACACGUCGUCAGCAAUUCCCGGCGUUCCCCUGCCCAUGGAGGAUCUGUGUCAGGUCAAGGCGCUGGCGAAGCACAGCUGCCACGUCAAGCGCUUCGACAGCUUCAGCUUCGAGGUCACGGUGGGGAUGCCUUUACGUACGACCGGCACUGUCGUUGACGACCCAAGCUUUGACAUUGUCCUAAAGGCCAGCCAUGAGUUCCAGCAGGUCCUGCUGAACCUGGACCCCGGAAGCAAGGUGGAGUUCAGCACCAAGCUUGAGGGACGGCUGGGGGCCAAGAUGCCGGCGUUCGAGCUCAAGGCCAUCCACUGCCUGGACUGCAAGUCCUCCCUGGUGCCCGAGGGCCGGCAAGUGAAAAACGAGCGCAACUUGCGGCACACCAUGAGGAAUGCCAUGAAGUUUGCCUUCGACUUCUUCUUCUCGCCGUUCCUCUCUGCUACGAUCUGAUGGACCUGUAAACACAGGAACAGUGAAAAAAAAACGAGUUAAAGCUGGUGAAAAUGCCAGGUAUAGAUAUUUGAUACGGGAGGGAGGUAAUAACUUUAUUUAUAAUCGUCAUUUAGUAGAUGUUUCUUUCCAAAUAAACUUAGAGUAAAAGUAAGUAAGAAAUGGUAAUUGCCUUGAUCAGCAAGAUAAAGUCUGUUCAAGAUAAAGGUCUUGAUAUGGCAAUGUAAGAGACAGACUGACUUUGAAGUAGACCUUUUCCACCAGCUUUUAUGUCUUCAGUAUUGUACAUAUCAUAGUGAUACUGAUGAAAGCAUGCCGUUUGAAACUCAGCUGCCAAACAAACACACCUGCCUUCUUCUUCCAACACACUCAUAUUCGUUUAGUGAAUUGAUACUAAACUCAUGUUUACACCAUAUCAAACAUGCUAGUGGUUAGCGCAAAUGAAGCACAACAUUUGGGUAUCGAAAGUUGGUGAUGGUCACAAGAGCCACUUAACUUUACCAGAGUCUUGUGUUAACCUGUGGUAUGUGGUAUUUUUCUACCCUGAACAACUCAAAUCUCCAUGCCAGUCACAUAAUGAUUGUCCUCCAAUGUCAAUUUGACACUCUCAGACCUGUGAGCCAGCAGAUCUCUCACCAGUGCCUCUAUGUUGCAAAUAGAGCUUUUGCUCUUGCUUUGGACUGGUGUUCCUCUACCAAGUGUACACUUGUUAACAUUGCUAAUGUUCUUAAUCAUUUUUGUAAACUCCUUAAAUAUUUUGCUUAGAACUCUAUGAUGAAAGGCCCUUUGUAGAAUAAUUUUGGCCUUUAAGGAUUCAUAUUCCAAAGCAGUUUUCAAAGCAGAAUUAUUUUGUUUAGGCAUUAGACACGGAUAUAUUUUUUUCCUGGGCAAGAACUAUCCCUGGCCCUCUCUGCAGAACCACUGGGACAUCAGAUUUACUACUGGCAGUUUUCAAAACUUUAAAAUAUUUAAGGCAGCGGUUCUCAAUCCCCCUGACCCCAAUCUUUCUCCACACUCAUUGUUGGUACUUUUGAUUAGCUAACACACUUGACUUACCUAAUCAGGACUAUUAUAAUUACAAUUUUCUUGUCCCAGCUUUUAAAGGUAGGCAGAGCAUUUUAACAAUUGGUUGUCAGGGCAAACUGAAGAAGUGUUUUUUCUAAGAGUGUAUAUCUCCACAAUUUCAGCACAUUUUUUAAAUGUUUGAGUUUACUGAGCAUAAAGGUGCUUAUUUAUCAAAGUUCAAUACUUUAUGUUUUUGUUUUGCAGUUUUUGCCUGUUCUUUUACUUCCAGAUGGUUUACUAUUGCUUAAUGAAAUAUUCUGGAAUUUUGUCUCAAUGUAUGUAAAUAAUUUGGAUUUAACCGUUAAAUGACUGGAUUGGCCAGUAAAGUUAAACAGACCAUUGAAAAACAGUGUGGAAGAUCCAAUAUAUCUCAAACUUAGACUGCCAUGCAUCACUAUAUCCAGGAGGUUUAUCCCAUGUGUGUUAGAGGUCCUUCCUCGCUGGCAACAUUAGCUAAAGUUGGUGUCCCAGAUUGUUCAAUUGUGGUGAUAAUUUCACACACACAAAUCUAAUCCUGAUGACAUCGACUCAUGAUACAUGAUACUCAUGAUACAUUUAUUAUAUACUUACCCCAUUUCUUCUCAUUUGCGGUCCGGCCAUAAGUGUGGACACUGGACACUGUUUACAUCAAGAACACUGUUAUUGGGCUAAUAAGUGGAACAGGCCUCUUGCAUAAUUAAGUCUUCACACACUGUAGUGCCUACUGUGGAUCAUGAGUAGUCUACAGUACAGUCUCAGAUCUACUCUUGAUUAUGUUGUGGAAUUGUCACCUAUGUUUAGUGUUUUUUUGUGUUCAACAUAAUUUCCUUAAGUGUAUUUUUGAGAGAGAUUCUUAAACGGAAAAAAUAAACAUGUCAGUUGGCAUAACUGUGUUGUAAAGUA